Messenger RNA from Laetiporus sulphureus 93-53, 2403 nucleotides. RefSeq lists its product as uncharacterized. The coding region runs from base 1 to 2403 and encodes 800 amino acids. Lineage: Eukaryota; Fungi; Basidiomycota; Agaricomycetes; Polyporales; Laetiporaceae. Gene Ontology annotation, molecular function: protein kinase binding; cyclin-dependent protein serine/threonine kinase regulator activity. Gene Ontology annotation, cellular component: nucleus; cyclin-dependent protein kinase holoenzyme complex. Gene Ontology annotation, biological process: regulation of cyclin-dependent protein serine/threonine kinase activity. The transcript has 3 exons. The record is from RefSeq and is a predicted model, not a curated record.
AUGCCAGUUCCCGUAUCGCUUUGCUCAAAGCAACCAGCGCACCCGGUAAUCAAGAUCAAUCAAUCUGUUCAGCCCAGCCAGCAGCCAUCUGUCUUCCAGCACUUGACUCAUACUCUUCCUCGUCCUCCUCGUGGUCCCCCGCCUGCAUUUGCAUCUAGAGAGGAGUGGAUUAGCUCCCUUCCAUCUUGGAGAAGGAAUAAGCCGCGCCGUAUCUGGGAGGAGGACCCGUCGCAUUACUACAAUUCCGGCCGUCAGGGUUUUGAAGAAGGGUUGGCCGUCGCGGGCAACGCUACGGUCAUUAAAGGAACGCCCGCGCAAGCGUGCAUCCCGCCCGUCUCUCCCCUGAUUGCUGGUGCGACUGGCCGUCCUCCAUCCUCGCCCUCCGCCGACAUGCACACCGCCCGUGACGGAGACAUCGACUAUGGAAUGAGUAUAUACUCCGCGCGUGAGUACAGCUGGCAAUGCGAUGAUCGCUCUCAAACAAGCAACGUUUCGCCGAUAACCAAUGCAGAAUACGACGACAUGGACGUCGAGAGGAGUUCCGAGAAGGCCAUGUCUUACCAGGGCUAUGACACUGAUACCCCCGACUCUUUUUGCCGAGAUGAGUCUAGCGCUGCAUACUCUGCGGGGCUAUACGAGCACGGAACGUUUUCUCCUGUGCUCGACGACAUGUCGCCGGAGCCGAUCAACCCCGGUUUCAGUCCCAUCGGGCCCGCUACUCCGUUCGCUGACUACGUCGACAAGGCGGUCGCUGCACAAUAUCAUCCAGCAUUCGAGUUCGCACAUCCCAUAGACGUGACUCGCGAUGUGAGCUACAUGUACACGGACGAAGGCUGUAGUGGCCAUUGCCAUCAGUGUCAGACCUAUGGCCCGGUGAUGGAGGCUUUACCUGCUCCCGCUCCGGAGCCUGUUGUCACACCUACUGCCACCGCGGCCUACAAGAAACUGGCUGAGCCUCUUUCUGCAUGGCUUGCUUCCUACGUCUGGAAGGUGUGUACGACUGGCAUGAGCCUGCCAUCCGCUUACGCUCAACCGAGGGCAUUUGUUAAACAUUAUUCAAGCACCCCACCGAGUCACCUAGCUAGCGCUACGCACUCGAUGCUGCUGUCUACCUUGUUGCAGCCAUCCGCUAUUUUCUUGGCGACGAGGUUCAUCAUCCGUCUGCCGGUGUUCUUUGGCCCUGUCAAUCUGAAUCGUGAAGAGCAUGCCAAGGAGAUUCGCUUCCGGAACGAGCUCUUGGGCGAGCCUCAUAUGAGCCACGACAGGGACGCAAUUGAGUCGUACGCUCCAUUCCGUCUGAUCCUUCUCGGGUGCAUGCUGGCGAACAAGUGGCUGGAUGAUCAUACUUUUUCAAACAAGACAUGGCAUACGAUUUCCAACGUUCCCGUUCAGUCAUUGAACAAGCUGGAAGCCCUUGCAUUGGACAUAUUCCGGUACAAUUUGUCCAUAUCUGUGCAAGACUGGAACGACUGGCUCUCUAAGUUGCUCGCGUAUCACUCUUCGUUAAACUCCUUGACCUGUCCUCAGCCUAUCUCUCGGCCGUCGACGAGCCCACACACGAUCAUACGCAAGGCCAUUGAGAUGCUCCAUGAAGUGCGCAUGGUUUCUCCUACAUGCCGCUGCUGCGACGAGGAGACAUGUUCCACUGCUCCGCCGGAGCCUAUCUUCGUCAACCUUGAAGACCGCAAGAAAGACACGCAGGAGGCGGCCCGUCCAUACGAGGAGACCGUCGACGUGUUGGAGAUUGAUUUGGACGAAGAUGGCCCGUUGAGAGAGGAGUAUCUACCUCGGCGUCGCGUCAGCAGCGCUAGCACUUCGCGCCAUACGGAACUUCGCAACAGGGCCGUCGAGUCCGGCAGGCUACUCCCUCCUCCGGCGAAAUGGAGUCCCGCUGCGGACGAGCCCAUCGUUCGCGACCACGCUCGUGCACCUAGGCAGUACCUUGCACCACAGCCAGUUGCUCACAUGCCUGUACCGCAUGCAUUCCUUGCCGCGCCGCCGACAUUCCACCAAGUCGUGGAUUCCCAUCACCCUGCGUGGCAAUACGGUCCAUAUGUGCCAAAGCAGGAGCAUAUCGCCAUGCAAGAGCAUGCUGUUCCCGCGCAGAUGUACCAUGUUCAGCCUCCCUACGUCGCAUACGAGUAUGGCUACCCCGCUAUUCAGACCCACUCGCGCUCGCAGUCGCUCUCGUACAAUCAGGCGGUUGCCGAGCAAGCCCAGGGUCGUCAUCCCGCGUAUUCGCAGAUCGGAUAUGACCAUGCCUAUAGCGACGUCCGCUUCUCCGAGGACCAUAUGGGCGCGGUUCCUCCGCAUCCGGUUAUUUCCCGCUGGGCCCCGGCAGAUCUCUAUCCUGCUCUCUACGACCGUCCAUUUGAUUACUAUCAGAGGCCACUGAAAGUGUGA